AUGAGCUCCAAAAAGUUUCUGUCAUGUCUGAAAAAAGUGGAGUGCACAGCGAAAUCAGAAGAGUUGGAGAGUGUCGCCAGAUGCUUGACGGCCGCGAAAAUGAAGGAGAUGAAGUUGAAAAAGUUGGGAUGGAAGAGGAAAAAAUGUCGCCCAGUUCAGAUCAAAACUCAAUCCUCAUACAACCUGAAAGACCCUCCAUCCAGUCCAAUCUCAAAAUUUUCGAAUCUCCUCCUGACACUUCUGAAGAACACGACGUCAUCGGAAGCAGAGGAGAAGUGGGCUUCCACGUUUCGAAGGAUGAAAAGAAUGAACAAAAACCUGGAAAAAAGUCGUGCCUCCACCUACCGUACCAUCAAACACCGCGCCUAUGACCUGGUCCUAGAAGACGACCGUAACUCGCCGGAGGACGACGAUUUGGAGAUUCCCGUUCAAAUCAACCACCCGCUGAUUCAAGAUGGUCUGAAACUGAUAUCAAGUAUAACUGGAAAUCGAAAAACUGGGAUCAAUGCGAGGAUAUUGAGCCCGCGGAUAGCUCCGUUAUCUCCUAUGACUACACGGGGUAUACUGUCACCAUCGAUUUUUCCGUUUUAUAAAGAUGACGUGGAGGAGCAGUACUUCCCGAUUCCGGAUCUUAUCGAAAAAUCCUCGUUUGAAAAAUCGGAGAAAGACAAGCUAUUGGCAUUUCUUAUGGAAAUUUCUAGAACACGACCGAUUCUGGAUGAAGCAAUGAAAAUGGUAAAACUUCUCAAUCCAGAGAAGCAACAGUUUUCAAAUAAGGAAGAAAAGGAGGCGGUGAUGUCGGCUACAGAUAAAAUGAGCACAGAUUUCGAGCAACUGGAGAAAUCGUUGAGCAGAGAGCAGAAAACGGAUUUAAAGGAGAUCGGGUUCUCGAUGUUGGAGAUGCCGCAGAUGACGGAGCUUUUUGGGAAAUAUGACGCCGACUCAGUCCUCCACCAACCCGAAAUGCAAUCCUACAGUAACUACACCAGAUCCGAAAGACUUCUAUCCCUCUGGAAAUCUAUCGAGAACAUCGCCUACCCAUUCAAACGUGUGAAAAGAGGGAGAACUAUAAAAGUGGGAGAUGUCACAGUGUACACUGCACUCAACCCCACUGUCUUCACUCCUUACAUGUUCUCCCCGGUCUAUGGCUUAUCAGUUUUAGGUCCUGUUAUCUUUUCCCCAAAUAUAUUCUCCCCAUUGAUCUUGAACCCUUCCGUGUUAUCCCCAUGGAUCUUCUCCCCAGCUGUUCCAUUACCGUUCAUACUGUCACCAUAUCUCCUAUCCCCAUAUAUUUUCUCCCCAUUAGUCAUGGCUCCAUUCAUCCUUAAUCCUUAUGUCCUGUCACCAAAUAUUUUCAAUCCUUAUUCCUAUGGUACUGGGCGGCGUUAUUCUGUCACCUAA
Molecule: messenger RNA, 1401 nt
Organism: Caenorhabditis remanei
Lineage: Eukaryota; Metazoa; Nematoda; Chromadorea; Rhabditida; Rhabditidae
Exons: 8
Coding region: 1-1401 (466 amino acids)
Source: RefSeq, a predicted model, not a curated record